ACAGAGUACAGACAGAUGAUUGGCUGUCAAAAUAAUUGCUUACGGGAGGCGUGGCUGCGAGAUCGUAAAUAAUUUAAGGGAAUUUUGUGAAAAUAUUCAUAAAAUCGGGGGAAUUUCGCGUAAUAAUAAAAGACCGUAAUCGAGAACAUUCGAGCCAUUAGAGGACGAGCUUUGGCGCGAGACAUUUGGUGAUUGUUAACAAUUGUAAAUUCGUUUUGCAUUUGCGGCGCAAUUGCAAGGUUACAUCAGCAAGUAAUUUGAGAAGGAUCUGAUUUCUUUCGGGGAGAAAUUCGUACAGUACGAAUUGAAACAGGAUGCCGAGGAAGGGGAAAAAGAAGCUGAGCGCUUUAGAAGCAGGCUCAUCAUCAACGUCAAAAGCUGAAGAGAAACCACAGAAGCAAGUAGCUCAAAGUAUACCACAGCAGCAGCAAGUACCACCGCAACAACCUCAACAACAAGGAGUACAGGGCCAACCACAACAACAGACUGGAGCACAGCAGCCAAAAGCGUGGGGUCAGCCAUCACAACAACCAGCACAAGGCCCACAACCACAACAGCCAGGAGCGAGGGGUCAACAACCACAAGGCUCACGACCACAACAGCCAGGAGCGUGGAGUCAACAACCACAAGGCCCACCACAGCAGCAAGGAGCAUGGGGUCAACGACCACCUCAACAGACUGUAACACAAGGUCCACCACCUCAACAGCAAGGAACAUGGGGUCAACGACCAGGAGGCCCACGACCACAACAGCCAGGAGUGAGGGGUCAACAACCACAAGGCCCACGACCACAAGGCCCACGACCACAACAGCCAGGAGCAUGGAGUCAACAACCACAAGGCCCACCACAGCAGCAAGGAGCAUGGGGUCAACGACCACCUCAACAGACUGUAACACAAGGUCCACCAUUUCAACAACCACAAGGCCCACCACAGCAGCAAGGAGCAUGGGGUCAACGACCACCUCAACAGACUGUAACACAAGGUCCACCAUUUCAACAACCACAAGGCCCACCACAGCAGCAAGGAGCAUGGGGUCAACGACCACCUCAACAGACUGUAACACAAGGUCCACCAUUUCAACAGCAAGGAGCAUGGGAGCAACAAUCACCUCAACAGACUGUAACACAAGGUCCACCACCUCAACAGCAAGGAGCAUGGGGUCAACGACCAGGAGGCCCACAACCACAACAGCCAGGAGCGUGGAGUCAACAACCACAAGGCCCACGACCACAACAGCCAGGAGCAUGGAGUCAACAACCACAAGGCCCACCACAGCAGCAAGAAGCAUGGGGUCAACGAUCAUCUCAACAAACUGGAACACAAGGUUUACCAUCUCAACAGCAACAAGCAUGGGCUCGACAACAAGCUCCAAUUGAUAUUGGUGCUGCUGGUGAUUCUAAACUAGUAACUGGCAAAGGUAGCAUGACGCAUGGUGAUACACAACAGCAGCAAGCAACAACAAGUGCACAAUCCCAGUUAUCUCAACUUACUUUGAGAGAUACAUUACAUACGGCAAAAACCUCUGGAAAAGCAAAAAUGUCAUCUGAGGCAAUGAAACAAUAUCAGCUUUCUAUACCGAAAAGGCAGAAUCCUUUGAAAGCCGGAACACUAGGAAUACCGAUUAAAGUUUAUACGAAUAUGUUUGAAAUUAUAUUUAAUCAAGAUUUUGUAACAAAUGCUGUUCAUUAUGAUGUAGACAUUACACCUACUGCUUCAAAAGCUAUAUAUAGAAAAAUUUUUGAACAAUGUAGGUUUCAAAAUUUUAGUAACAGAUAUCCGGCAUUUGAUGGCAAGAAAAAUGCAUAUAGUGCAAAUGAUCUUCCUUUUGACGAUUCGAUGCAGAACGAACUUGAAGUUUGUGUUUAUGAAGAUGAAUAUGAUAGAGUAAUGAAGACAUACAAGAUUACUUUAAAGAAAGUGGGUAAUAUCGAUCUUAAGUGGAUAAAAAAUUUAAAACCUGGUCUUGAUGAGGCUAACAGAGAUCAAACUGGUAUACAAGUUCUGGAUGUCAUCAUGCGUCAUGCACCUGAGUCACAAUUUUUGAGUGUUGGAAGAUCACUAUAUUGGGAUUUUGAUAGUGGACAGUCAUUAACCGGUGGUUUAAGUCUCUCACGCGGCGGAUUUUCAACUGCUGUACUCGGCUGGAAACCAUUAAUAAAUAUAGAUAUUGCUCACAAAGGGUUUCCAACAGCUCAGAAUGUUUUGUCUUUAAUGGCCGAGUUUACGCAAGAAGAGGUUCCAAGUCCACAAGAAGUGAAUAAGAGAUGGAAUCGAGAAAAAAUCGAAAAAUUUUUGAAGGGUUUAAAAAUCAUUUAUCAAAUGAAAAUAAAGGGUAAAGGGCUCACAAAGCGAACGUAUCGCGUCAACGGAUUAGGUCCAUCUGCCGUUGAACAUCGAUUCAGCCAUGAAAAUCAAAUGAUGUCAAUACAGCAAUAUUUUAUGAAAUACAAGGAGUACAAUUUGCAAUAUCCCCAUUUGCCUUGUCUCUGGGUGGGCGCGACGAACAGACCUGAGAAGAUUUUUUUGCCUGCCGAAUUAUGUGCCGUCAUGCCUAAGCAGGCUGUUAACAGAAAGUUAGAUGAAGAGCAAACCACCAAGAUGAUUAAAUAUGCAGCGACGGAUGCACCUACUCGUAAAUACAGAAUAGAACAGGCAUUUCGAAAGAUUGAUGUGAAUAAUAGUCCUGUUAUGAGAAACGAGUUUCAUCUGUCCGUCCGCCCGGAAAUGAAACAAGUGGCUGCUAGGGUUUUACCUCCUCCAGAUUUACAAUAUAACAACAAAAAAGGAAUAGUGAGGCAAGGAAUUUGGAAAAUGCAAGCAUUUCAGCAGGCCAGUAAUUUGAAUAAAGGCACAUGGACUAUACUUGAUUUGAGUGACUCUAAAAGAGACACACAUUACAUACAUGAAUUUGCAAUGUCAUUGAUGGAUUAUGCAAGUGAAGUUGGUAUGAAUAUUGAAGAGCCCCAAAGUCCAUUUAGACAGCUGAGGUCGAGUAAUAUAUCAGAGAUCCACAAUUACUUUGGAUCAAAGAAAGAUUUGAAAUUGAUAAUAGUGAUUAUAUCAGAUCGUAUGGAUACAACAUACGGCAAAGUAAAACAGAUUACCGAGUUGUCAGUAGGUAUUCUAACGCAAUGUAUAAAGUUCCGAACUGCAACAAAGAACAAUUACAUAACAGUGAAAAACAUUCUUCUAAAGAUAAAUUCGAAACUAAAUGGAAUUAACCAUACACUCCAUUCAGCGUCUAUGCCAAAAAUUUUGAAGAAUAAUGAUUGUAUGAUUGUUGGUGCUGAUGUAACACAUCCGUCUCCUGAUGCUAUUAAUAUACCUUCUAUAGCAGCGGUUGCCGCAAGCAGUAAUCAUUCCGCCUUCCAAUACAACAUUGCACUUAGACUUCAGCCACCCAAAGAAGAGAUGAUCUUGGAUAUUGAACAAAUAAUAAUAUCGCAGCUGCAUAUUUAUAAGAGCAAAACAAAAUGUCUACCAAAUAAAAUCAUCUAUUACCGAGAUGGGGUCAGCGAAGGUCAGCUCGCUCAAGUUAUGUACCAUGAAAUUAAUGCCAUUAAACGUGCGUGCAAUAGAGUGAAAGCCCCUAAUAUUCAAAUUACUUGUCUUGUUGUUCAAAAGAGACAUCAUGUGCGUCUUUUUCCAACAAAUGAUAAAGAAUCGGACGACAAAAAUAAGAACGUGAGAGCAGGCACAAUUGUAGAUACUGAAAUAACGCAUCCAAAUCAUAUUGAUUUUUAUCUCGUCUCGCAUGCGAGUAUUCAGGGUACAGCAAGGCCUACAAAAUACAGAUGCAUAUGCAACGACUCUCAAUAUACGGAGGAUGAUAUCGAGCAACUAACGUAUUAUCUCUGUCACAUGUAUGCUCGAUGUACAAGAGCAGUAAGCUAUCCGGCACCAACUUACUAUGCUCAUUUAGGUGCUUACCGUGGAAGAGCAUUGAUACAAGGAGUUGACAUUCGCAUGGAGCAAUUAGAACAGGAACAGAAUAAAUUGUACAUGAAAAUCUCGGAAAAUUCGCCAAUGUGUUUCGUUUAAAAGGGGACAACCUGUGUGUUUUCCGAAGAUUUUCAACGAUUUGCUGCAUCCGACAGAUUUGAUGUCUCUAAGUAUAAGUUCAUAUUAAUACUUUAGAUUUAUUUGACUCGUUUUCUAUUUCAAUCGGUCGUAACCGUGGUUGCAGUGAAAAUGUCGGUGAAUAUGGAAUAUCAAUUCAAUUGAUAUUUUAUAUUCCAUAUUCAUUUGAUGAAAAAGUGUUAAUAUACAAUCAAUCAGUUUUUCAUUUUUGCUUGCCUACAUUUUAUAUUGCUAAUUAUAAUUUUCUUGAAUAAGAAAAUCUUGACAAUGAUUUAUGAUGAUCAUAAGUAUUUUUUUGAUAUUAUUAUUACUGAUGU
Nylanderia fulva is the source of this 4399-nucleotide messenger RNA. RefSeq names its product protein argonaute-2. Gene Ontology annotation, molecular function: protein binding; RNA binding. NCBI's taxonomy places the organism in Eukaryota, Metazoa, Arthropoda, Insecta, Hymenoptera, Formicidae. The record is from RefSeq and is a predicted model, not a curated record.